UUGGGGGACUCGAUUGGGAUACAGCCUGCUUUUUGGAGCAACGUGAGCCCAGAUUUGAAACUGGAUGGCAUUAGAAGAAAAUGUCUCAAUGGAGACUCAUUGAUAAUAUUUUUGUCCUGUUGCACUCUCCAUUUAUUCCAAUCUAAUAUGUAAAUGAGGUUUUAUUAGACAAGAUGAUUGAUAUAUUGUAAUAAGUGUGUGCAGUUGAACAUGGAAGUCAACCCUGAGUCCACUGAUUCACCUGCUAUGGUUUUCUUUGAUUUGGAGACUACUGGCCUUGGGCCCUCGUGUGACAUUGUUCAGCUCGCAGCGGUGAGCGGUCAUCACACUUUCAACCUCUUUAUGGUUCCUCGGUGCAGGAUGGAGCCUGGUGCUUCCAGGAUUACGGGCUUCAGAGUACGUCGACAUCGACUCUUUCGCCACCGCAGGCCAGUGCUCACCAAUUCGCUCAAGGAAGCCCUGGUGUGCUUCAUCACCUUCCUUCGCAUGUUUGGACGCCCUCUGCUGGUGGGUCACAAUAUCCGCAGAUUUGAUUGCCUUGUCCUGGCUAGAGUUUUGGACGAGUUUGACCUAAAAGCAACCUUCCAGGAUGGAAUCUUGGGCUUCCUGGACAGUCUCCCAUUGACCCGGCAGCUUCUGAAGGACAGCGGCGUUCAAAGCUUUAAGCAGGAGAACUUGGUUAAGACUGUGCUUGGUGUUUCCUAUGCGGCCCACGAUGCCUUGAGUGACGUCCAGGCCCUGCAGAUGCUUUAUCGUGCUCUAAAACCAGCAGCCAAUCAGAUUCAGCGGCACACGUUCAGCUUGGACUCGUUGUUUAGCAAAAAAACGAAAGACUGAACGAGAGUUUUUUGCUGGAUUCAAAUGAAUGAUCCGUGUAUAACUCGUUUCGGAGUUUCACUUUGUUUUUAAGAAUAUUUAUUGAAUUCCUAUAUUUAAAUAAAUGUUUAUUUAACUACAA
Messenger RNA from Silurus meridionalis, 958 nucleotides. RefSeq names its product three prime repair exonuclease 4 (gene plex9.2). The record is from RefSeq and is a predicted model, not a curated record. The transcript has 2 exons. NCBI's taxonomy places the organism in Eukaryota, Metazoa, Chordata, Actinopteri, Siluriformes, Siluridae. Gene Ontology annotation, cellular component: cytoplasm. Gene Ontology annotation, molecular function: nucleic acid binding; 3'-5'-DNA exonuclease activity. Gene Ontology annotation, biological process: DNA catabolic process. Bases 211 to 837 code for a protein of 208 amino acids.